AUGUACAUUUUUACUUUCAGAUUGGUGUUCCCCAAUGGUCUGUCCAGUGAAUAUUCUCUAGUUACCACCUUCCGGCUGAGGAAAACCACAAAGAAAGACCGCUGGUAUCUGUGGCAGAUAUUCGACCAGACGGGAGGUACCCAGGUGUCUGUAGUGUUGGACGGUGCUAAACGAGCAGUGGAGUUCUCAGCCCGGGGCCUUCUGAAGAACAGCCUCCACUACACCUUUAAGAGCCGAGACCUGCACACCCUGUUUGACCGCCAAUGGCACAAGCUGGGUGUGGCGGUCCAGAGCAGCAUCGUCUCCGUUUACAUGGACUGUAAACUAAUAGAGAGGAGGCUGACAGACGAGAAGGAUGAAAUCGACCCCAGCGGAUAUACGCUGAUUACAACCCGGAUGGAGGAUGGACGGCCUGUAGAUAUCGAACUGCAACAAAUCCUGAUCUACUGUGACCCAUACCUGGCUGAGAUGGAGAACUGCUGUGAGCAGGCAGGAUCUACGUGUGAGCCUAGCAGGGAGGGCCCUGGUGCUGGAGGGGUGACUCCCAAUCCCUUGGAUACAGAUGGAGCAGGCCAGCUCCCCCCG
Molecule: messenger RNA, 585 nt
Organism: Oncorhynchus gorbuscha (pink salmon)
Lineage: Eukaryota; Metazoa; Chordata; Actinopteri; Salmoniformes; Salmonidae
Product: collagen alpha-1(XIX) chain-like
Exons: 4
Source: RefSeq, a predicted model, not a curated record